Messenger RNA from Myxozyma melibiosi, 2345 nucleotides. RefSeq lists its product as uncharacterized. The transcript has a single exon. The coding region runs from base 356 to 2209 and encodes 617 amino acids. NCBI's taxonomy places the organism in Eukaryota, Fungi, Ascomycota, Lipomycetes, Lipomycetales, Lipomycetaceae. The record is from RefSeq and is a predicted model, not a curated record. Gene Ontology annotation, molecular function: N,N-dimethylaniline monooxygenase activity; flavin adenine dinucleotide binding; NADP binding.
ACUUUGAACAAUAAAACAAACAAAUAAAUAACUGAGCGCAGCAAACAAUCACGUUACCGCCAGCGGCUUCUAUGCCCGACUGAGAAGUCACCCGCGUCCCGACCCGGAUCGGCCUCUCCCUGGGUCUGACGUCAAGCACCACUGAAUAUGCGGGGUGGGUCAGGUAGCUCGACCGCUGCCUCUUUUGGUAGCCACUCCGUCGCCUGCUCUCCUCCGCAUUCUCAGAUCCUGGCCAAAUCGAUGAAUAUAAACAGCUCUUGUUCUUCUUAGAUGGUUCGAAAAGCAUCCUUCGUCUGAGAUCUCUACGGAUUUCUGUGUUCUGCCCGCCUCAAUCUCCUCAGAUCAAUCUCUCAAUAUGGUUUCCUACGUCGACGUUCCCAAGCCUGCGGCUUUCCCUGCCUCCAAAGUGCCCGACACGCUCUCCGCCGGCGAGGUUGUCGCGAUCUCUCAGUCCUUUGUCGACCGCUUCAACUCCGCCGUCGAGUCUGAGGAUCCCGCUGCUUUCGAUGCCCUCUUUGCCCCCGACGACUCGUUCUGGAGAGACACAAUUUCAUUCACCUCCGACUUCCGCUCUAUCGGAAAGCCCAACAUCCAGCAGGCCGCCUCUGACCGUCUCAGAGUCGCUAAGGCUCACGGAGCAAAGCUCUCAUUGACUCCCGAGCCUACCAUCGAGAAGCCGUUUGAGGACGUCUCCUUCAUUCAAGCGUUCUUCACCUUCUCCUGCGCGAUCGGCUCCGCCAUUGGCAUUGUCAAGCUCAUCCCCGGCCCAGCUGAGGACUACGUCGCCUGGAUCCUCUUCACCACUCUUGACGGCGUCGACGGUUUUCCCGAGCAUGCUGGUCCUACUCGCAUCCGAGGCCAGCACAACUCGACCAAGUCCUACGACGAGAUCCUCAGCGAGAAGACCGAGAAUUCCGACCCCGAAGUCAUCAUCGUCGGUGGAGGCCACAACGGUCUCGAGAUUGCUGCUCGUCUUGGUGCGAUGGGCGUCAAGGCGCUUGUGAUUGAUACCUACAAGCGCGUUGGCGACAACUGGCGACUUCGGUACAAGUCGCUCUCGCUCCAUGACCCCGUCUACUCCAACCAUCUCGCCUACUUUCCUUUCUCUGCUACUUGGCCCGUCUUCACUCCGUCUGGAAAGCUGGCAAACUUUCUCGAGUACUACGCCGACGCCAUGGAACUCUCUGUCUGGACCGAGACUUCGAUCGUUACCAGCGACACCUACUUUGAUGAGAGCAAGAAGGAGUGGUUCGUCACGGUUUCGCGCAAGGGCGUCCCUCACACAUUCAAGGUUUCCCAUCUUGUGCUUGCUACCGGAAUCGGCGGCGGCCACCCUAAGUUCCCACCUCCCUUCAAAGGCCAGGAGCUAUUCAAGAAGGACAUUGUUCACUCGGCUCAUCACAAGGACGGCAAGGACUGGACUGGCAAGACGGCGCUCGUUGUCGGAGCAUGCACCUCAGGACACGACAUCUCACUCGAUUUUUUCAACAACGGUGCGGACGUCACAAUGCUUCAGCGCUCGCCGACCUAUGUCAUGUCUAUCGAGAACGGCGUUCCUACCGUCAAUCCGUACCGUGAGAACCUUGAUACCUGGACCGUUGACUUGCUCUCCGAAUCCUCGCCCAAGUACGUCGGCCGUCUCUUCCACAAGCGUUAUGUGCCGGAAAUCAAGGCGAAGGACAAGGAGCUUUUGGCAGGUCUGAAGAAGGCCGGAUUCCAGCUUUACGACGGUCGCGACGGCUGCGGUUUCUUCAUCAACACCAACACUCGAUCUGGAGGAUACUAUUACGACACCGGCGCUUCUCCUCGCAUCAUCAGCGGCGACAUCAAGGUCAAGGCUGGAGAGAUUGAUCACUUUACCGAGGACAGCGUUUUCUUCAAGGAUGGCAGCUCGCUAAAGCCCGACGUUGUGGUCUUUGCUACCGGAUAUACCGGAUUUAAGGACACGAUCAAAGAUAUCCUCAGAGACAAGUACGCAAACUCCUUCAAGCAGUUCUGGGACCUUGACCGCGAGGGCGAGCUAUUCGGAACUUGCAGAGACGUCGGGAUCCCCAACCUGUACUAUGUCGUUGGACCUCUCUCUGGUGCCCGGUUCAACUCAAAGAUUGUCGCGCUCCAGAUUAUUGCUGAAAGGAAGGGGGUUCUUGGUAACAGAUACUCGAUCGAGGCCCAGGAGUCGGGAGUAUUGAGCAAGCUUGUUUCUGUAUGAAGAGCUGUGUGUUUCAUCCAUAUUUGUAUUGUUUCUUUUUCCGCUGUCCGAGGGAUACAGACGUGGGGUUGCAAUUUUUAUUCUUAGUGCCAGAGAUAUACAUUAAGCUUUAAAUAUAGUAAAGUCGCAAGAGUCA